Molecule: messenger RNA, 2674 nt
Organism: Lagopus muta (rock ptarmigan)
Lineage: Eukaryota; Metazoa; Chordata; Aves; Galliformes; Phasianidae
Gene: DRC3
Product: dynein regulatory complex subunit 3
Exons: 13
Coding region: 140-1708 (522 amino acids)
Molecular function (GO): protein binding
Source: RefSeq, a predicted model, not a curated record
CUUCCUUAGCAACCCCCCAGGCUCGGGGCUGAGGCGCAGGUGGGCGGCGGGCCGGUAAGCGGCGCGGGCUGGGCUACGGGGCAGCACUGCGGAUCUGUAAAUGAUAAAGCCAGGACAGAAAGGCUGAUAUCCUCUAAAAAUGAGUCAGUCAGACAACAGCUUUGAGCCAAAUGUUAUUGACGAUGAAAUGCUUCAGAAAGCAGUUGAAGAGCAAUGGCCGGAAGACAUAAGGAAGCUUGCCAAAGCAGAAGGUAUUGACUUUAAAGAGGUGAUGGAGCUACAGCUUAGUUUUAGAAAUAUCCUGCAGAUUGAUAAUCUGUGGCAAUUUGAGAAUCUUACUAAGCUGCAGCUGGACAACAACAUCAUUGAGAAGAUAGAAGGUCUGGAGAGUCUGGUUCACCUUGUGUGGCUUGACCUGUCCUUCAACAACAUUGAAGUAAUUGAGGGCCUGGAUACCCUUGUCAAACUGCAGGACCUAAGCCUCUACAACAACAGGAUAUCUAAAAUUGAGCACAUGGACACAUUGCAAAAGCUACAGAUUUUCUCCAUUGGAAAGAAUAACCUGACCAGUCUGGAAAAUGUGGUCUAUCUUAGGAGGUUUAAGAACUUAAACACACUGAAUCUCACUGGGAAUCCUUUCUGUGAUGAAGAGCAGUAUAUGCUGUUUGUUGUUGCUCACCUUCCAGGCUUGGUAUACUUGGACUUCAAACUCGUGAGUGACACCACACGAGAAGUUGCCAUUUCAAAUUACCACUACCUCACUGACCUGCUGGAACACGAGGAAGCCCAGGCCCUCGCUCAGCUGGAGGAAAAGCAGGCACAGCAGAAGGAGCUGGAGUACCACAAGACAGCCUUUGUUGAGUACCUGAAUGGAUCAUUCCUGUUUGACAGCUUGUAUGCAGAGGAUACAGAAGCUGCCAAACUGGCUUACCUCCCCGGAGUGGAUGACCUGCUGCAGGCAUACAGGAAAGAUUUUGUCUCCGUUUGUGAGAACCUGUUUAACUACUGUCUGAAAGAGCAUGAAAAACGAGAAGCUGAAGUCUCUGAUUUCUAUGAAGGCCUCCGCGAAGCGUUGACAGCCAACCAAGAAGAAGGCAGGAGAAUAAUCCUAGACUUUGAAAAUCAGAACAAAACGAGGCUGGAUGAGAUCCAUCAUGCCAGCAGUCACGACACUGCUGAGUCUAUGCGAGCUGAGUACAACGAGGACAUCCUUCAGCUGUCAGAAACACUCAUGACCUUGGAAAUGCAGAUGGUGGACCAGCUGGAGGAACUGAUAAAGGAAUUUGAAGGAAACAUUGCUGUCAUUGCAUCAACAUUCACUGAAAAUGUUAAAGGCAUGAUGACACAGUGCCGGGACCUCGAAAACCGUCACCAUGAGAAGCUGCUAGAGAUCUCCAUCAGUGCUCUGGAGAAAUCACUUAACAAUGAGCUCGAUGAGGAAUUGCCAGAUGAUGUUCGUGAGUUUCUUGUGGACAAAAACACCAUUGUCAACAUGGUCGACAAAUCCCAUAAUAUCCACCUGCUGAAGAUCAGCAUGCGAGAGUGUGACAUCCUCCUCAACAUGUAUCGCUGGGAGGCCUCUGUGAAAGAGAAGGCUCUUCAAGAUGAGAUUGACAGAAACCGCAACCGUAUCAAAGAGAUUUUUCAGUACAUCGAUGAUCUCCAGGAGCAGCUGGAUAACACACAGAUUCCAGAGCUCACGGAGUAGGUCUGCCAUGGGCCAGGCAGCUGCCUUAUCUGGGUGCACACAGCAGCAAAACACUCAGCAAGGACACUGCCCCUCUGUGCCUGUGCUGUCUGGAACAUUUCAGGCCAAAGGCCUGCUUCCAUCCUGCCACAGUCAGCAAAUAAAAGAUACUUAUUGUUUCUGUAAAAGCACACGAAGCUUUGUCUCUUCCAUCACGUUGGCAUGAAGCCCAUCCCGAGUUCAGACCUGGUCACAAGGGGUUAUGGCUCAGCUGUGAGCUAAUUGAACCAAAUCAUCAUAGCACAUCAUGCCUGAAAGCUUUAGUACCUGCAAGCACAGAGGCAGGAACCUGUGAGCCACAGGCACAUGGCAGCAGCCGGGGAGAGGAGCGCUCUCCAUCAAACCCCUCCCAGAAUAACAGCAGGUUUCUAGCUCAGCAAGCACAAGGCUGUGGCUGGGGCUCUGCGUUCCUAGCAGCCUUGUCUCAUCACUGCCUCUUGCAAAAGCAGCUUUCUGCAGCGUGAGCAGAGCAGCCCCCAGCUAGCAGGAAGGGAAAUCAAUGGUUCCACAGGAACUCACACACUGCCGCUCGCAACAGCCGAGCGAGGAGUCAUUAAUUCCCCUCCUUGCUCAGUGACAGCAGCUGCUGCACUCACUUGUGGGCAGCUUCUGAGGAAUGAUGCUGGCCAGGGCGGUACUGCUAGAGGCAAGCAGCAAGGAGAAAGGUGGGAAGGUUAAAUGAAAGGGUGGCUGCACAUGCACUCUGGGGAGAGACCAGGUCUCCUGAAAGCCCUUCAGCUAGUGCUGCCUGAUGUACAGAUUUAGCUCCGAGUGCAUUAUGCUUUUGGAAAUGGCUGCAGCCCAGGUUUCCCCCUCCCUGCUUGCUCCAGCGCUGCACAGUCAGCUCCCUGCUGCUCCUUGGCUGCUAGGACAGGGCACCUAGCACAGAGACUCACACAGAGACACAGAGAGAGCUAAUCCAUCUGA